This is a messenger RNA of Poeciliopsis prolifica (blackstripe livebearer), 8030 nucleotides long. RefSeq names its product contactin 4 (gene cntn4). NCBI's taxonomy places the organism in Eukaryota, Metazoa, Chordata, Actinopteri, Cyprinodontiformes, Poeciliidae. The transcript has 23 exons. Gene Ontology annotation, molecular function: protein binding. Gene Ontology annotation, biological process: cell-cell adhesion. The coding region runs from base 612 to 3698 and encodes 1028 amino acids. The record is from RefSeq and is a predicted model, not a curated record.
GGGAGGGGAGACACACAAGACAUCGCUUUCGCUUUCUGCGCUUCCCUUCUCGGGCUUUUUCUCCUGCGUGCGUCCCGACCGGAGCAAAAGAGGGGAGGGCAGCGGGGAGUCAAGGAAGGGAGAGCUGACGCAUCUGAGUGAGUGGGCACACCGAGGCUUCACUUCCCCCCUCCACCUUCGAUAUGCAACCCGCGAGACGCCUGCGCACCGCCCUCGACCCGCGCUGCUGACACCGAGAGGGAGAGACCCGGAGGAAGGAAGGACGCAGAGAGCCGGAGAUGGAUGCGGAGUAGCGGCUCAUGCAGGAGGGGGCCACGCUGAUGAGACAAGCGGAGCAUAAGCGUGUUUUCUUUCUUCUUCUUCUUGUUUUGCUCACAAGCCAGAUAGAGACCCUGUUAUUAUUUCUUUAUCUUUUUUUUUCUUCUUUUUCUUCUGUAACCCGGAGCGUCACAAGUGUGACAUUUAGUUUGGAAACAAAUUUCGGAUUAUUCUGUGCCUGUGAUUCCUGGAAGAAAUAACACACAACAGAUUGGCAAAGGAGAGAAGUGCAAAUCGGAUUCCAUACGUUUGUGAUUGGAUGUGAAAACACUUUUGACCCUUCAAAAUUGAAGAUGAUGUUACUAUGGAAACUGCUGCUGCAGUUACUUAUGGGGUGCCUGGCAGAGAGCAGCGUCCUGCAGAGUCCCGUUUUCACCAAGCAGCCAGGCAGCAUCGUGUACCCCGUGGAGACGGUGGGGACCAACAGGGAGGUGGUGUUCAGCUGCGAGGCCCAGGGAAACCCACCUCCUACGUACCGGUGGAAGUUAAACGGUACAGAAGUCACUCCCAAAGCUGGAUCUCACUACAGCCUUUCUGGAGGCAACCUCCGAAUCAGCCGUCUGAACAAAGACCAAGACGCCGGAACGUACCAGUGCCUCGCCUCCAACUCCUUCGGGACCAUCGUCAGCCGAGAGGCCAGCCUAACCUUUGCUUACUUGGAGAACUUCAAGACUCACAGAAGAAGUUCUGUCUCAGUACGGGAAGGUCAAGGAGUGGUUCUGCUGUGUGGACCUCCUCCUCAUUCUGGAGAUCUGAUCUUCUCCUGGAUCUUCAAUGAGUACCCCACGUUUGUGAAGCAGGACAACCGGCGCUUCGUCUCACAGGAGACGGGGAAUCUGUACAUCGCCAAAAUGGAGCCUUCAGAUGUUGGAAACUACACCUGUGUGGUGACCAACACAGUCACAAAGACCCGUGUCCAGGGCCCGCCCACUCCGCUGGUACUCCGCAGCGUUGGUGUCAUGGGCGAAUACGAGCCAAAGAUUGAAGUUCAGUUUCCAGAGGUUGUUCACGUUGCCAAAGGAUCCACUGUGAAGCUGGAAUGCUUCGCUCUUGGAAACCCGGCGCCCUCCAUCAGCUGGAGGAGAGUGGACGGCGUCCCGUUUCCCAGGAAGGUGGACAUGAGGAAGGCCAGCGGUGUCCUGGAAAUCCCGUACUUCCAACAGGAGGACGCCGGCACAUACGAGUGCGUGGCCGAGAACUCCCGGGGGAUGAACACGGUGAAAGGAAAGCUCUCUUUCUACGCUCCACCUCAUCUCAUAGAGAAGCCCCAAGACGUCCAAAAGUUCAUCGAUGACUCGUUGAUGUGGGAGUGCAAAGCCACAGGGAAACCGAAACCCUCGUACAGAUGGAUGAAGAACGGAGAAAACCUGGAAUCUACAGAGGAGCGCGUACAGGUUGCCAAUGGGAUUCUGUCAAUCAGUCGGCUAACCCUGUCCGACACCGGAAUGUACCAGUGUGUGGCUGGGAAUAAGCACGGCGAGGUCUACUCCAACGCAGAGCUCCGAGUCAUAGCCGUUGCCCCGGAUUUUUCCCACAAUCAACUGAAGAGUCAGACGCUGGUGAAAGUGGGAGGAGACAUCCUCAUUGAGUGCAAGCCCAAGAUGUCUCCUUGGGGCGUGAUCUCAUGGCGAAAGGGCAGCGAACCCCUGCAGGGGAGCAGCAGGGUCUCCAUCCUGGACAAUGGCAGCCUUCGGAUAUGGAAUGUGACCAAACUGGACGCCGGUCUCUACACCUGCAUUGCAAGAAACCAGUUUGGAGUGGCGAGCAGCACAGGAAGUGUUACAGUAAAAGAGCCGACCAUCAUCACUACGCAGCCCACAACACUGGACAUCACCGUGGGGGAGAGCGUGGUCCUUCCCUGUCAGGUGAGCCAUGACCCGUCUCUGGAACUCAAGUUCACCUGGUUCUUCAACGAGCAGCUCAUCCACUUUGGGAGCAAUGGCGGAUUCUUUGAAAAAGUCGGAGGCCAGCACUCAGCGGGGGACAUUAUGAUCCGGAACAUCCAGCUGGGACAUGCAGGGAAGUACACAUGCGCCGUGCAGACCAAGGUGGACAGCAUCUCCAUAGCGGUGGACCUGGUUGUCCGAGGUCCCCCAGGCCCCCCCACCAGCAUCCAAGUAGAAGAAAUCACUGAUACCACGGCCUCUCUGUCCUGGAGGCCCGGUCCUGAUAAUCACAGUCCAAUUACGGCGUACACCAUCCAGGCCAGGACACCGUUCUCCCUGGGGUGGCAGGCUGUCACCACAGUUCCUGAGGUGGUUGGGGGCCACCAGCUGACCGCUGCUGUAACAGAGCUGAGCCCUUGGGUGGAGUACGAGUUCCGAGUUCUGGCAAGCAACAGAGUUGGGACCGGCGAGCCCAGCAAGCCCUCCAAACAAGCGAGGACGAAGAGCACAACUCCGAAGGUCACACCGGCUAAUGUGAGCGGAGGAGGAGGCAGUCGCUCCGAAUUAGUCAUCACAUGGGAGCCUGUUCCAGAGGAGCUGCAGAACGGGCCGGGGUUCGGCUACGUGGUGGCGUUCCGACCUCAUGGAGCCACGGGCUGGAUGCAGGCCGCCGUGCCGUCCCCAGAGGCAUCCCGAUACAUCUUUAAAAAUGAGAGCAUCCAGCCUUUCUCGCCUUUCCAUGUAAAGGUUGGCGUUUACAACAACGAGGGGGAGGGUCCGUUUGGACCGGUUACCACCAUCUACUCUGCUGAGGAAGAGCCUGGCCGACCUCCCACCAGGAUCCGCGCCAAGAGCCUCUCUGCGUCCGAGAUGGAAGUGUCAUGGAAGGCUCUGCCCUGGAAUGCCAGCAAGCGGCGAGUGUUGGGCUAUGAGCUCAGGUACUGGAGUAGAGGCGAACGGGAGGAAACGGCCAGCGUGAAGAGAACCUCUGGGAAUCAGACGUCCAGCGUCAUCGGUGGCUUAAGAGGAAGCACGGCGUAUCACAUCUCAGUGAGGGCCUACAACACGGCCGGAACGGGCCCCCCCAGCACCACCGUCAAUGUGACCACCAAAAAACCACCUCCCAGCCAGCCUCCAGUUAAAGUCAUGUGGAACACCUCAAACUCCAAGAUCAUCCUGAACUGGGAGCACGUCAAAGCCCUGGAGAACGAGUCCGAAGUGACUGGUUACAAAGUGCUCUACAAGAAGAAUCGUCACAGCCGGCCCAGCGUCAUGGAAACCAACACCACCUCAGUGGAGCUUGCUCUUCCCACCGACGAGGAUUAUAUCAUCCAGAUAAAGCCGUUUGGAGAGGGAGGGGACGGCAGCAGCAGCAAGCAGAUCACCAUCCCCAAGAUACCAGGCCCCAACGCGGUGGGCUCGGCCUCCAAGGUCUCCACGCUGUCGGCCCUCAGCACAAUAGCUCUGUCUUUCACAGCCCGAACAUCUUUAUGACAAAUGGCUUACAGCAGACGUUGCAUCUAACGUGGAGACAGGUAUCGGGUGGGAACACAAACGCAGCCCACUCCGGUGUAACUAGACCCAUUCAUUUAGAUUUUAGCGGCAGAGGGAAGACACUGACGUAAAAAUGUCCAAGCACUCCAUGGAGAGGACAGAGAAGGAAUCCCUGUCAGCAGGCCAGGUGGAGGAGAUUGACCGAUGUCGUGACUAUGUUGUUACCAAAGCAGCUUUCAUAAAAGAAAAGUAAAGAAAAAGUCUUAUAUGCAUCUUUUUGUAUGACAUGUUGAGCUUUUAUAGAUUUUUGUUUUCUUAAUGGGUUUGUAGAUGACCUUGGCUUCAGGGGUGAGAAUAGUUCAAUGCAUGGAAAAUGGCAUUGUCCUGUUUUACAGUCUGAAAGUGAAGAACAUGAUUCAACAGAUCCCCAUCUGUCUUCUAAGAUAAAACACAACUUAUAACUUUGAUAUUUUCUGCAUUCCAGAGUAUUUAUGACAGUCUUUUCAUAAUGAAAGCACAGCAUUAGUGCUAUACCAGUUUCCAUAAAGUUACUAUCGAAAUGGAAAAAAACAAAAAAGGUAAAUCCUCAAAUCCCCAGAUACAAACACUCUCUUGAAAUGAGAUGGAGUGCACUUUCUUUUUUCAAAGACUAUAUAUAAAAUCGUGCCCAGUUCACAUUUUGGGCUGAGGUGUCACUUUUUCAGUGUAAAGAGAAGAGUAGCAUCAGAAUGUGAAUGCUAAUACUUCAUCACCUCAUAAUCAGUAGCAAGCUGCAAAAAAGCUAAGGCUAGCUUAAAAUGAUGGGAAUAAACGACUUCAGCUGCUGCAGAGUGAAAACAUAAACAAUUAUUCCUCUGUUACUCAAAUGGCACAAACAUUAGCCUCUGAAAUGAUACACUCACUGUAAUCAUUUCUUCUGCUCAGAACAGCUUCAGAAGCCCAGCUGAAAAUCAAAUGUAGAGUUAUUACAGGUUCUGACAUUUUUUGUCUUUGCUGCUGUGGCCGCUGUCAGACUGUUGUUCAGUUUGGUGUCCUGUAAUAACAGAGUUAUAUUAUUGUAAUUGUAAACAUAAAUUGGAAUUAAUCAAAUUAAUUAAUUGAGACUAAAUCUGUGAGUCAAACUUGGAGGAUAACUAUAUUUUAAAGCUGGUUCUGUGUUUAGUGACUAACCGUUUCAAAUAAACUGUGUACCGUUUCUGAUACAAAGAAUGGUCAAAUAUGAUGGUCAGAGAUAUGUCAGAAGCUUGUUCAUUGUAGCAGUCUUGAUUAGGGGCUUUUAUGUAGGGUUCUGUUGAGAUGUGAUCAUUUCUGACUGAUAACUCAGCUGAGGGAGAAGAGUCUCAUCAGUUUAGUUGGUAUUCUUCGAUGUCCCAGCACUGCAUUCAAACUGCUGAACUAAUUUGCCCCAGACCACCUAAAAUGGUCUGAGAGAAACCAUCCUGAAAACAUUUGGAUUGCAUUUCCACCCGUCAUUGGGUACGAUCAGAUAUCUUCGGGCCGGGUUAAUGCCACAUCUGAAGUUCACAGUUUCCUCUUUGAUUAAACAGAGAUUGGUUUCCCAGCUAACACCUAGAGUCAUCAAAGCAGAGGCCUGGUUGGUCAUUGCUGCUUAGCAGAACCCCACUUCAAAAACCCACUUCAAAGAACUAUUCCUUUUUAAGUUUUUGGUGUCAGAAGUGACAUCCAAGAUACGAACGUUUUCAGGACUGCUUUUAUGAGCGUAACCUGUCACUCAAAGGAGUUCUGCUAAGAUUAAUAAGGAACUUGGUCUUAAAGUCUGAGGUCUAAGCUGUUAAGAGGUGAAGAGAGAGACUAUCUCAAGAUUUUUUUAAAUUAUUUUUAAUGCCAAAUCUUCAUUUGUUUAUUCUCACAGUGCUGCAGAAGAUUUGGGUAUUCAUAUACUGUGAUAAGAAUUUUAGAAGUUCAAAUCUUGUUUGCCAUCUUUUCUUAUGUUUACAGACAAAACGUCCACCUGGGUUGUGAACCUUCAAUGCACUAUUUGUUCCCCUUAAAGAUUAACUAGUUAUUAGCUAAUUUAAUCCAAAAAAAAAGGUUGAGCUGCCAUAAUUUGGAGCCAGUCCAAGCAUUGGGCAUGCAGAGGUGGGUGAAUCCUGAUCAAGGCAGAACUAGACAGGAAAUGUUAUUCCAGCAUUGCUACAAUAUUUGAGUAGCAAUUGCAUAAAGUCCAUCACUGCGGUGCAGUAUGUGAGUCAUUCUGAAGUUCCAUCAUUUAUGUCAAGGAAUUAUUUUCAGGAUAAGACAUGAAUCUAGAUGAGGCUUAAGUAAUUCAUGUAUUUAUUUAUGUAUUUAUUUAUUUAAAUCAGCAUUUAUUAAUACAUUAUUAAAACUCAUAGAAAACUCACAAAGUUAUGGAGUUAUGGAAUAACUAAAUAAUUCACUGAACCACAAAUGAUGCGUUUUGGAUAGAAAUGAUUAUGGUGAUUUUUACCUCUUUGAGCAUCUAGUCUUUAAGACUAUCAAGUCAAAGUCCAAGUAACAGCUAAGUGGCAGAAUAAAAAAAACUGAGAAAUACGAGUUGUUGCCAUUUUAAAAAGAUAGUUCAGAUAUUUUGAAGAGAAGUUUUAUGAUGAUGUUAUCAGAAAAAACAACCUCAGUGGUGAAAGUCUGAGACUUCAUGCUCCCAUACAGGACGGCAUGCAGAUUGUGUUCUGUGAGCCACGCAGGACGGUUGUGAUUUCAUAGUUGAGCGUAUCGAUUGCCUCCAUUCCUCCUGACAAAUUCCUUCAUUUCCCACAAUCCACAUGGAUACUAAUUGGCGUAAUGAGCUAUUUUGGCGCCUAGUCUCAUGUCUUCCCCUUCCUAGGUUAGUGAGGCACAGAAUGGUGGUGUAGCAUCCAUGACUACUGUUCACGCCAAAUCCCAACCUUAGCAGCUCAUUGCUGCCCACAAAACGUUUCAAUGUUCCCCGCCAAGCAUUUUACAGCGCCACACCAAGUGCAGUCGUAAAAUGCUCCUUUGCGGAGAGACGUGUCCGGCAUACGUCUGCUUUGAGUCAACCUCCAGAGUGUGGGAACCUCUAGUCUAGCUGACCCGUGUUAGCCGACUUGAGCCACUGAAAACAACUCGAUCUGAAGCUGCCAAUAUCAAUGGUAUACAAAGCUUCCAUUUAAUAUUGACUUACAACUAACAGUUAAGUUGUUUCUGUUUUCCCAGCUGAACAAUGUCUACAGGAAGUCAGAGCAUUGUAGGCUACAUCUGCUAAAAGUGGUGUUCACUAUGUGGGGAUAUUACAGCAGGUUGUCACCUAGAUAACUGCAUGAGACAUGCGUCUCUGUGCCUUUGUACUUGUCCACAAAUCUUUCCAAAAGAUUGCCGAUCAGGGUCGAUACAAACAACUUCAUUUUCCAAAGAAAACAUCACAAACUUAACAGCAGUUUCUAAUCAAAUUAUAGAUGUUUAAUAUCUGCUUAUAUUAGUGUUGGAUUCCACAAAUCUGGUCAUUUUUAGUGUGAGAUGCUAAAACAAACAUAAUCUUCCAUCUUCUCUAAUUUCUUCUCUUUACUACAAACCGCAAUUUAAUUUCUGUCUACGACAUGUACUAUUGUUCAUAGGUUUGUAGAAAUUCUUUAAAGAUGAUGAAUCAACCAAUGUGACAGACAUUGGAGACUCCAGCUUCAGCACAUUUUCAGUCCCCAUCUUCAAACACCAGAAACCUGAUGAAAUGUUUAGACAAAUCCUGAUGACAAAGGUUGGAAAAGCUUGCAGUGGAGGGCCUCUCUCCAGGGCCCUCCACCUCGGCCCCCUGAGCUCCACUGAUUGCAGGAUCCUCGAGGCUGUCUCUCAUGCCCCUCAUUCUUUCAGUUAGCCCUGUGUCUAGAGCUCUUCUUUGCCUUCUGUGUGCCUCAUCAUAUGUUCAGAAUCCUCAGGUCCUUAAAGAGCCUUAACUUAUCGCGAGAAUAUCAAAUUGCAUAGAACUUUGCAGCAGCGGCGUUCAAGCGCAGGUGAAACGACAUCAAACACUGUUAGGUUUGGGUUGGGAGGAGGAAGAGGGAAGCAACAUCCUUUGUCGACGUUACUGAGGUUCAAAAUGGGCAAUUUAUGAGACCAGGUGUGUUUUUUAGGUGGAUGUUCUGAGUAAAGGACAAUGCUGCUGAUUUUUUCCUUUCUCCAUCGUCUCCUGAUGCCAUGUGGGACUGCCACGCUACUCAGAGAACGCUGCGGUCUCAUUGUAGCUUGUAAUCCAGUUAAGUAGUUUGUAGUACUUUGAAGGGAAAUGUACUGUUAGCUACUGGGGAUCAUGCAUCAAGAAAUGUGUAAAAUACAGUUUUGUACACUUCAGAUCAUUUAUAUGAAAAUAAACCUUUCUAAAGA